GUCGCGCAUGCGCAUGCAGAGCAGCAGCGUACAAAGAAAUGGCUGUAGAAUCGGCGACCUCUAACGGUACAACUGAUGAAAGCCAUUCAGGAGAAAUAGAAAAGUGUAAUAAAGGAUGGUUAUUGAAGAAAACGCACUACACUAAGCGCUGGAAACAGUUGUGGUUUCAUAUCAGAGAUGGGAAUCUUUUCUACGGUGUUAAUGAAGAGUCAACAGAAAAGGCCAUUAAUCUGGUUGGAGCAAAGGUGGAGUUGUUGGAUGGUGAGGACAGAUUUGGCUGGACCAUCACACCAAGGGACAGUAAACGUACCUUCUUCCUGGGGACCGAUGCUGCAGAAGAGCGUCAAGCUUGGAUGACGGCCAUAUGUGAAGCUCAACUGAGUUCUAAAGACCAUAACUCAAAUGCAUGUGUUGUGCAGUAGUUACCGUUGCAUUUUUGGAUUUUUUUAUAGUUUUCUCUGUUUUUGCUUAUAUGUAAAAUAUGUCCAACCAGGUUCAAGUGUCAGUUUUUCACAAGAACCAUGGAAACCUGAAUGCUAUAAUGAACAGUUUCAGUGAAGGAAAUACAUGCUUUAUUAGUUUUAAACAAGUAAAAUGUUGUGUAUAAAUCUAAUAUAUUUUUACACAAUUUUUAAAAACUUAUACAAGUUGAAGGGAUAGUUCACCUAAACAUAGUUUCUUAUCAUUUACAGUACUCACUCCAUGUCAUUACAAAAUCCAUAGACAGGAACAUAAUAUACAAAUGAAAAAAUAAGGUUUUGUCAGGAAAACAGUCCUUAAUUGUGCUUAAAGGCGGGGUAACCGAUUUCCGAAUUACGCUUUAGACAAGUGAGUCGGGCCGAGUACCAAAACUGACGAAAGCGAAAGAUGGGGGUAGGGGUGUGUCUGUUUUGGUGAUUUGAACAUCAAAAGGCGGACACCCCGCCUUUAAUAUGUUCAUAUGUAUGCUGUAUAAUUUGUAAUAAAUCAAAGGCAUAGUUUCCAGUUAAUGUUCUUUUUUGAGUGGUUACAAAAUCCUUGUAGUUGAUGUCAUUG
Molecule: messenger RNA, 1035 nt
Organism: Triplophysa rosa
Lineage: Eukaryota; Metazoa; Chordata; Actinopteri; Cypriniformes; Nemacheilidae
Product: pleckstrin homology-like domain-containing protein
Exons: 2
Coding region: 39-422 (127 amino acids)
Biological process (GO): endosome organization; retrograde transport, endosome to Golgi; receptor recycling
Cellular component (GO): early endosome; trans-Golgi network; recycling endosome
Source: RefSeq, a predicted model, not a curated record